Molecule: messenger RNA, 747 nt
Organism: Salvia splendens (bonfire salvia)
Lineage: Eukaryota; Viridiplantae; Streptophyta; Magnoliopsida; Lamiales; Lamiaceae
Exons: 1
Source: RefSeq, a predicted model, not a curated record
AUGACCAGGGACCUGUUUAUGCGUAUUGUCAACGCUUUGGAGUCUCGAUAUCUGUAUUUCCGCUUCAGACACGAUGCGUCUGGCAGACCCGGCCACACACCUAUUCAAAAGUGCACUGCGGCAAUCCGGCAGUUGGCCUACGGAGGCGCGGCAGACAUGUGGGACGAGUAUCUCCACAUCGGUGAGACGACUGCCCUGCAAUGUCUGAAGAAUUUCUGUCUGGGAGUGAUAGAAGUAUUCGGUGAUCAGUAUCUGCGAAAGCCUACCCCCGAAGACUGCCAAGAUCUGUUGCGGAUGCACGGGAGUCAGCAUGGGUUCCCGGGUAUGUUAGGCAGCAUUGAUUGUAUGCAUUGGGAGUGGAAGAACUGUCCCACAGCCUGGAAGGGGUUCUACACGUCCGGCUACAAGGGAAAGAAUCCCACGAUGAUCCUGGAGGCCGUAGCUGAUUACCGGCUUUGGAUUUGGCACGCGUAUUUUGGGAUAGCUGGUUCGAACAACGACCUCAACGUCCUCAACUCGUCGCCACUUUUCAACGAGCAGUGUCAGGGCGUCGGUCCGGCCAUCAGUUUUGUCGCCAACGGCAGCCAACAUGAUAUGGGCAACUACUUGGCGGAUGGGAUAUACCCUAGGUGGCCCGUCUUUGUGAAGACGAUCCGAUGCCCAGGAGAUGAGAAGAAGGCCUACUUUGCGGCACGGCAGGAGUCGGCGCGCAAGGACGUGGAGCGCGCAUUUGGUGUGCUCCAGUCU